GGCAAGUGAGACGAAGCCGACGGCAAACAAUCCUGUGUCUCGAUAAGGAUAUUUUGGAGGUAUCGAGAACUAUGCUUCACCGGGUGCGGCGGGUAUGGUCCAAACUCUUUGGUCGCUACCUCUGGAUGACCAAUACCGUGAGCUGCGGCAUUCUCUUAGGGGUCGGAGAUGGCAUCCAGCAGCACAUAGAGCGAGCACGAGGAGUUUCCACGAGUGAGCGUUACGACUGGGCAAGGACAAGACGGCUGUUCCUUGUUGGUCUGAGCCAAGGACCUCCUCAUCACGUGUUCUAUGUCUGGCUGGAUAAGGUCUUACCACAGAAGAAUGCAAAGACGGUUUUCAAGAAGAUUAUGGCCGACCAGUUCUUGGCGGCUCCGUUCUUUGCCGUUACUUUCUUCCUGUUUGCUGGCCUCCUGGAAGGAAAGACGCUGCCCGAAGCCUGGAAGGAGUUCAAGCAGAAGUUUCCAGCUGUUUAUUUGUUUGAUUGGUUCAUUUGGCCACCAACGCAGGCAAUCAACUUCUAUUUUGUCCCUCUGCAGUACAGGGUGGUUUAUAUAAACUGCAUUACUGUUGUUUGGGACGUCUUCCUUUCAUAUAUGAAGCACAAGGACCAAGUUAAAACACAAGAAAAGGAAAUUUGACAACGAAGCUGAAUAGUAUGUUGUCAUUUCUAACAUGUUUGUGUGUUCUGUAACAAAUUUAUUAACAUAUAAUUAACAAAGAAUAUUUACAUGUUCUCGGUGGUAAUUGUUUUACGGCCUCAGAACCCAGUGGUCACGGAUGGCAUGAUGUGCUUGCAAUGUCUGUUACAGUUAUAGUUUAUUAGUUGUCUUUACACAAGUACCUUAGCACCAAGGAGGAAAUUAUUUGUCCAACAUAUCUCGCCUCUUUAUCAUUUUCCUUUAUUUUAUAAAAGAUUCCAGUACAUUUUUUUAUUGUUAUCAGCAUUUUGAUAUCAUUAUGAUAAUUGUAAUGUCAGUGCCAAUGAUAACAGCAUUGGUAUUAAUAGGAUUAGAAGAAAGUAUUUUUGUUUCUGAAAAUUUAAAGAAUGGGGAACUCAUCUGAGGACAUUAGUGCCUACUAAUUAACUCCUUUUUGACUGAGUACUUGUGGAGCCAUCUGUUUAGAGGUUAACAUGAAAAGCCGCAGUUGACAGCACAUGAACCAGUGACCAAUGAGUCAAUAAUUAAUUCUUUUUAAGCUAAUCAACUGGUUAUUUUUGCUUGUUCCUCAGAAACUUGAGAGAGAGAAGGAAAGCUGACAGACAUGAUAUGCCUGUUGUAAUUACAUUGAAGUCAAUUCUACAUGUUAACAGAUGCUCAGCACAAUUAACAGUUUUUGCAAUGCUCAUUAAGCUAUAUUCAUUUAUUUUAAAGUUCAGUUCAGAAUAUAUACCAGAUAAUAUAAAGAAAAAUAUAUAGGUAAAAUCCUAGAUUUUAUUUCCUUUUGUACACUGCCAUUUCCUCAGGGUGAACAUUUUUUUGUGAUAUUUUAUUGUAUAAAGUAGAAGGUCUUUACAAAAUUUAUAUUAAUUUUAAUACGGGAAAUUACAUCCUAAUAUUGUACACCAGUUUAAAAGCUUAGUCUCUGGUAAAUUGUUUCACAUUUUAUGAAUAGAUGGCCCUGCACAUGAUGUGAUUAAGAUAUUCAGAUUCCUUAUAUUUUUUAUAUUAGUGACAUAUUAAUAUGGCUGUUUUAUUGACUAAUAUUGUAGUAGAAUUUAUGAUGGUAUGUGACAGCCAUACACCACUUUAUAUAUAUUAGUAUAACAAGUGUUUUUGGUGUGUGUGUGUGUGUGUGUGUGUGUGUGUGUGUGUGUGUGUGUGUGUGUGUGUGUGUGUGUGUG
Messenger RNA from Penaeus chinensis, 1846 nucleotides. Its product is annotated as mpv17-like protein 2. Gene Ontology annotation, cellular component: cytoplasm; membrane. The record is from RefSeq and is a predicted model, not a curated record. Gene Ontology annotation, biological process: mitochondrial ribosome assembly. NCBI's taxonomy places the organism in Eukaryota, Metazoa, Arthropoda, Malacostraca, Decapoda, Penaeidae. Bases 72 to 641 code for a protein of 189 amino acids. The transcript has 5 exons.